Molecule: messenger RNA, 741 nt
Organism: Tuber melanosporum (Perigord truffle)
Lineage: Eukaryota; Fungi; Ascomycota; Pezizomycetes; Pezizales; Tuberaceae
Exons: 2
Coding region: 55-465 (136 amino acids)
Source: RefSeq, a predicted model, not a curated record
GCUACUCACCUGCAAAACUUUUUGUAAACUCAAACACAUACUUCGUUUGCAAUCAUGACCCGCACUCAGAAAGCCAACGAUAUCCCUCACAACCACCCCGAGGCUGAAGCAGCCUUCAAUGAGCACCAAAUCCCCAAGUUCUUUGGCAAGAGUGGCCAUGUCGACACCGCUCCCAACAAGACCAAGAAGAACGGCGGUGGAAAGGGCAACUGGGGCCUCGCCGGUGAUGAAUUGCAAGACCUUCCCGACGAAUACACGGUCUUUAAGGCUCGUCGUCGCUCCAAUUCCAUGGGCCAUAUCGAGAACAUGUACGUCAAGUCCAAGUUUGAAACCCUCGACGACGAACCCGUUUUCGAUGAAAGGAUCCACGGAGCUGUGGGGCCCGGAGUCGCUGAGGACGGGGCUGAACUAGCCUCCACCGUUUCCAAUUCUACCAAUGCAUCUGUUGAAGGCGAAAAGGCUUAGAUUCUCUCUGUGGCGUUCCUCUGAUUUUGAUUUUGAUUUUUUUUCUUGAAAAUUUAAUUCGGAGGGGUUACUUUUACUGUUUCAUAGGUUCAAUUGCUCUCUUCUCUGCUCUUUCUUACUCAGGGUAUUCCACAUUCUUCUUUGCUUUCAUGUCUUAUGUAUAACGAAAUGGGAAAGUGAUGGGGGGUUGGCGUGUGAUAUUUCUUUCUCUUUGUGCGGGAUUUUCUUGUACCCCCGCCGUCGGCUUCGUGGGCCAAUUUCAAACAUCUCAUCUCA